AUGAAGAACAGCAACCAAAAAAGAUUUGUUGGUUAUGGUGAUGUCGGUGGAGCAAUCUUAACAUUGUUAACAAAAAGGUCAGCACCUGCUAAUAGAAGAAUUAAGUUAUUAAAAAAGAGACAAGAACACAUAGAACCACGAACCUUACUUGAUUUAGCAUUUAGAGUAGUUGGUGAUGGUUUGGAUGCUGGAACAACCACUGUAAAACAAAUCAUGACUGCUGAUCCAAUGUGUGUAAAAAGUGAUACUUCUGCCACUGAUGCUCUUAAUACAAUGGUUAAAAAAGAUGGAGAUCUUGUGGGUCUCUUGGAUAUUACUAAAUGUUUAUACGAGGCAUUAGAUAAGAUGGAACGUGCAUAUGGCUCAUCUAAAAAAUUAUAUGACGCUCUUGAAGGUGUUGAAAAAGAAUGGACAGGUCAAACAAACUCCAUAAUGCAAUAUAUGUCCGUUCUACGUGAAAAGAUGGAGUGUCCUGAUUUGACAAGUGUAUUGGACGGUUCACUACCUGCUGAAGUUGGUAUGAAAACAUCUGUAAGAGAUGCUGCUAAAAUGAUGAGACAAUUUCGUACAACUGCUGUUUUGGUAAUGGAACACAAUAUGAUUGCUGGGAUUUUUACUAGUAAAGAUAUAGUAUUAAGGGUAAUUGCUGCAGAUUUGGAUCCUUCUACUUGUAGUGUUAUUAGAGUAAUGACCCCACAUCCUGAUACUGCUACUCCUAAUACCAGUAUUUUAGAAGCAUUAAAAAAAAUGUAUGACGGUCAUUACCUUAAUUUACCAGUGGUAGAAGGUACAACUAUCAUAGGAAUGGUGGAUGUAUUGAAAUUAACAUAUGCAACCAUGGAACAGAUGUGUUCAAUGAAAAGUCAAGAUAAUCAAGAUAAUAGUGGAUCAGAUAAUAAUUCAGGUCCUAUGUGGAACAAAUUUUGGAAUUCCUUAGAUGGAGAAAAUGUUGAUGACGAUGUUGAUGACAAUGAAUCUAUAUUAUCAGAUACAAUAGCUCCUUCGCAAAGUGCAUCAAAUAUACCACCUUCUUCGCCAAAUAUGCGUAUUAGUAGUAUGCGUAAUUCAGGUAAUAUUUCUCCUGUGCCCGAGAUUCAUCCCAGCGAAUCUGCCUCAGCAGUUGAUGAUAAAUCGGGUAUUUCAUUUCCUCGUGGUCAUGAAGAAAACUCUUUCACCUUUAAAUUUAAAGCUCCAAAUGGCAAAGCACAUCGUUUCACUGUUGAUUAUACAAGUGUUGAUAAUAUUCGUUCAACUGUAUUAUCAAAACUUCCAUCAACCAUAGAAGAUUUCACUAUCACAUAUAUUGAUGAUGAUGGGGAUAAUGUAACUAUGACAACAGAUGAUGAUGUGCUUGACGCCGUUAGAAUUGCUCAACGUCAAAAUGCAUCAAAGGUUAUUUUAAAUAUUGAAAUCAAAGAAAAUAAAAAUUCAUCGUUAUCAGCCGCAUCUUCACCAAAAUCCAGAGCUAUAACUAAUGACAAUGAUUUCGAAGAAGAGGAGGAUGAAUGGAAUGAUGUUAAUAACUUUAAUAUUAAUAGUAUGGCUUCACAAGGAAGACAAACAAUAAAUAGACUUAGUAGUAUGCUGCCCAAAGGUGGUGGUAAAGGACUAUUUACAGGAACAGGUGCAGUUUUAGCUUUAGGAACUCUUGGGUUUGGUAUAAAUGCUAGUUUGUUUAAUGCAAUAAAAUAUACUAGGAUUUCUGGUGUUCAAAGAAAAAUUUAUAAUGAAGGCACACAUAUUAUGAUACCAUGGUUCGAAACACCAAUUAUUUAUGAUGUUAGAGCUAAACCAAGAAGUAUUGCUUCUUUAACCGGAACAAAAGAUCUCCAAAUGGUAAAUAUCACAUGUCGUGUUCUAUCAAAACCAAAAGUUGAAGAACUAUCAACAAUAUAUAGAACCCUUGGAGUUGAUUAUGAUGAACGUGUUUUACCUUCUAUUGUAAAUGAAGUUCUCAAAUCAGUUGUUGCUCAAUUCAAUGUCUCACAAUUAAUUACUCAGCGUGAAAAAGUAUCAAGAUUGGUGAGAGAAAAUUUAAUACGUCGUGCAGAAAAAUUUAAUAUCAUUUUGGAUGAUGUGUCCAUCACUCAUGUUGCGUUCUCGCCGGAAUUUACUCAAUCAGUCGAGGCCAAACAAAUUGCUCAACAGGAAGCACAACGUGCAUUUUUUAUAGUGGAACGAGCAAAACAAGAAAAACAAUCAAUCAUUAUUAAGGCUGAAGGUGAAGCUAAAUCUGCUGAAUUGAUUGGUGAGGCUAUCAAGAACAAACCUGGAUUUAUUGAAUUAAGAAAAAUUGAGACAGCUAGGGACAUUGCUUCUACUUUAUCACGUUCUCAAAAUCGUGUACUAUUGGAUUCUGAUACUUUAUUAUUAAAUGUUUCUGAUCCUGCAAGGUGA
Molecule: messenger RNA, 2397 nt
Organism: Entrophospora sp. SA101
Lineage: Eukaryota; Fungi; Glomeromycota; Glomeromycetes; Entrophosporales; Entrophosporaceae
Source: the annotation of a GenBank genome assembly